Molecule: messenger RNA, 3564 nt
Organism: Megalops cyprinoides (Indo-Pacific tarpon)
Lineage: Eukaryota; Metazoa; Chordata; Actinopteri; Elopiformes; Megalopidae
Gene: eif3c
Product: eukaryotic translation initiation factor 3, subunit C
Exons: 24
Coding region: 125-2953 (942 amino acids)
Biological process (GO): translational initiation
Cellular component (GO): eukaryotic translation initiation factor 3 complex
Molecular function (GO): RNA binding; translation initiation factor activity; translation initiation factor binding
Source: RefSeq, a predicted model, not a curated record
ACCGCUAACGUAGGAGUCGCACGCUGUCAGCAGUGCUGUUGAAAAGCAAAACUGGGUUUUAAAUAUAAUACUUAGCAAAGAUACAAAAGAACUGCAGUUUUCUGCGAGGAUAUAGUGCCCAGCGAUGUCUCGUUUCUUUGCGACCGGUUCCGACAGUGAGACUGAGGAGUCAUCCUCAGGAGAUGAGAUCACUCCCAAAGCAACUGGGACGACAUUCACCAAACAGUCUCUGUUGCUCAGUGACGAUGAGGAGGACACCAAGAGAGUGGUGCGCAGCGCCAAGGACAAGAGGUUCGAGGAGCUGACAAACCUGAUCAAGACAAUCCGGAAUGCCAUGAAGAUCAGGGACAUGGCCAAGUGUCUGGAGGAGUUUGAGCAGCUCUGUCGAGCCUUCCUCAAGAGUAAGACUAUUGUGGACAAGGAGGGGGUGCCUCCCUUCUAUAUCCGCCUGCUGGCUGACCUGGAGGACUACCUCAAUCAGCUGUGGGAAGAUAAAGAGGGGAAAAAGAAGAUGAACAAGAACAACGCCAAGGCUCUCAGUACCCUGAGACAGAAGAUUCGUAAAUACAACCGUGACUAUGAGAGCGAGAUCGCCAGUUACAAGGAGAACCCAGAGCAGUCAGCGGAUGAGGAGGAAGAGAAGGAUGAAGGCGAAUCUGGCUCAUCCUCAGAGAGUGAGGGAGCGGGAGAGGAAGGAGAGGAGGGGGGAGUGUCUGUGAAGAGCUUCUUGAAGAAGAAGCCUGCCAGUGAACCACCCGCAGAUGCCAGGAAGUUCCUCAAGGGGGCAGCGGAUGAGGAGUCAGAAAGCGACGAUGAAGAUGAUGAUGAAGACUGGGGCUCAGACACUGUAGAUAGUGGCAGUGAAAGUGAAGACGAUGAGGGGAAGAAUGCGUCUUUGGCCGUCGUUUUCCUGAAAAAGACUCAGGAUGGAGAAAGACAGACAAGUGAGAAGAAGGAGAGGAAGAAGAGACACAAGAAGAAGGAGCGUCAGGAGGAAGAGGUAGAGGAAGAGGGAGGAGAAGAAGAUGGAGGCUGGAAGAAGGUCAGAGGCACUUACCUCAUUGUCAAGGAGAAGCCUAAGAUGUUUGCCAAGGGCACAGAGAUCAACACGGCUGUUGUCGUCAAGAAGCUCAAUGAGAUCCUUCAAGCUCGUGGCAAGAAGGGCACUGACAGAGCUGCCCAGAUCGAGCUUCUUCACGCCCUGGCUGCCAUUUCCAGUGAGAACAACCUCGGAGAGGGCAUCCUGGUCAAGAUCAAAUUCAAUAUCAUCGCCUCGCUCUAUGACUACAAUCCCAACCUGGCUGCCUUCAUGAAGGCGGACAUGUGGAAGAAGUGUCUGGACUGCAUUGACGAGCUGCUGGAUAUCUUGUUUGAUAACAACAACAUUUUCAUUGGGGAAAACAUUGCUGAGGACAGUGAAAACCUGGCCAUCUCUGACCAGCCAUUCAGGGUUCGAGGAUGCAUUCUGACUCUGGUUGAAAGGAUGGAUGAGGAAUUCACCAAAAUCAUGCAGAACACAGAUCCCCACUCACAAGAGUACGUUGAUAAUCUGAAGGACGAGGGACGUGUGUGCGGGAUCAUCGACAGACUGCUUCAGUACCUGGAGAACAAGGGCAGCACGGAGGAGAUCUGCCGGGUCUAUCUGCGCAGGAUCAUGCACACUUACUACAAGUUUGACUACAAGGCCCAUCGCCGGAGCCUGGGGCUACAGGGGGAGACCAAGUCUGAGCAGGACCAGGAGGAGAGUGAGGGUGAAGACAGUGCAGUUGUGAUGGACCGUCUCUGCAAGUUCAUCUACGCCAAAGACCGUACCGACCGCAUCCGCACCUGCGCCAUCCUGUGCCACAUCUACCACCACGCCCUGCACAGCCGCUGGUACCAGGCGCGUGACCUCAUGCUCAUGAGUCACCUGCAGGACAACAUACAGCACGCUGACCCUCCCGUGCAGAUCCUGUACAAUCGCACCAUGGUGCAGCUGGGAAUCUGUGCUUUCAGGCAGGGCAUGAUCAAGGAUGCCCACAAUGCCCUGCUGGACAUCCAGUCUAGCGGCCGUGCCAAGGAGCUCCUGGGACAGGGCCUGCUGAUGAGGAAUAUGCAAGAGAGAAACGCCGAGCAGGAGAAGAUUGAAAAGAGGCGACAGGUGCCCUUCCACAUGCACAUUAACCUGGAGCUGCUGGAGUGUGUGUAUCUGGUGUCUGCUAUGCUGCUGGAGAUCCCCUACAUGGCCGCACAUGAGUUUGAUGCACGACGUAGGAUGAUCAGCAAGCAGUUCCACCACCAGUUGAGAGUCGGGGAGAGGCAGCCUCUGCUGGGGCCCCCCGAGAGCAUGCGAGAACAUGUCGUGGCCGCCAGCAAGGCCAUGAAGAUGGGCGACUGGCGCACCUGCCACUCCUUCAUCAUCAAUGAGAAGAUGAACAGCAAGGUGUGGGACCUUUUCCCCGAGACACAGAGGGUCAGAGAGAUGCUGGUCAGGAAGAUCCAGGAGGAGUCCCUACGUACCUACCUGUUCACCUACAGCAGCGUGUAUGACUCCAUCAGCAUGGAAACCCUCUCAGAGAUGUUUGAGCUGGAGUUGCCCACAGUCCACAGCAUCAUCAGCAAGAUGAUCAUCAAUGAAGAGCUCAUGGCAUCUCUGGACCAGCCCACACAGACAGUGGUGAUGCACCGCACAGAGCCCACCUCCCUCCAGAACAUGGCCUUACAGCUGGCUGAGAAGCUGGGCGGCCUGGUGGAGAACAACGAGAGGGUGUUUGACCUCAAGCAGGGCGUCUAUGGGGGCUACUUCAACAGGGACCAGAAAGGUGGAUACCAGCAAAAGCAGGGGUAUCAGAGAGACCUGAGAGGCAGUUACCAACAAAAGCAAGGUUACCAACGAGACCAGAAGGGUGGAUACCAGCAGAAACAGGGCUACCAGAGAGGCGGCUACCGAAACCAGAAUCAGAAUUCCUAUUGAGAAAUGAAAUCAGCCCAGCUCAUCUUCAUCCCAAAACAAAACUAAUUCCAUUUUAAUUUUGUUGCUGAGUUGCUGUACUUCUGACAUUUGUCAUUUACACAGCUAAAAACAAAGUGCAAAUCCUCCUUUUCCCAGACAUGAAUUUCCCAUUCAGUAACUGGUAUUGUAAAAGUUACUUUACUGAGGAGUGUAACCAUGACUGAAACCCAGAUAUCUACUGUUAAAUUUUACUGGUAAGAGUAACCCUAGCUUGCGUGUCUUUUCAUGGCUCUUUGUGUGUUGAAGGCCCAUUGAAAAGAAUGCUCUUUGAGUAUUUAAAAGUUGUUUCUUUUUACCCCAGCUGGUUAGCGCAAGUCUCAGAUUUAAGGAUGCACAUCUGACAGUUGUGUGAGCAGGAAUAGGUCUCAGCACUGGCAGUCCUGUUGCACAGACGUUACAGUGUAGGAGAAUUAGGAACAUGUCAGUAGUGAGACCUAUUUGUUGACAUUGCAAGAAGAAAAAAAAAUAAAGAUUAUUCAUGAAGUAACUCAAAGAUUGUUGAUUAUUGCCUCACACUUGGAGUGCAGCUUGCAGUGAUCUUAAGAAAAGAUGAUGGGCACAAUAAAAAAAAA